UCUUUAAUGCUAGGUGACUCUUGCUUUGCUCACUCUUCUUCUCUCAUACUAUAAUUUUGGUCAAUUUUGCAACACUAUAUUGAUCCUCUUCCUUGUUCUAUCUUCUUCACCCUCAUAUAACACAAACAAGUGUGUUUUGAAGGAGACAAAAAGAGAGAUAUAGAGAGAAAUAUUUAAAAUCUCAAUGGAAAAGGCAUCAUCUAAAUCAAAGAGCAAGAUAUUGAGGCUUAUACCAAGAGCAGCUACAUCUUCAGUUUCAUUCCAAAACCCUCGGGUUAGUGGAAAUUCGAAUAACCUCAAAUCCCAACUAUACCGGGCCUUCUCCGGCCCGAUGAUUUCCAUGAUCCCUGCCGAGGCCCGGGAAGAGUCGAAAAGCUUCGAAACGCAAGAGCCGACUUCACCCAAAAUCUCGUGCAUGGGACAGAUCAAGCACAAGAAAAAGAUCUGCAGGCUUCAGCCCGAAUACGGGCCCGUUAUACCAUCCCAACAGCCCGCGACUCUGAAGAAGAAUCCGUCGGUAAUCAACAAGAUUUUCAACGGUAGAAGAAAAGGCGACGAUUCAAUUAAUCGCGGGAAGCCGCCGCUUCCGGAUAGGGCGCCGCGGCUGAGCCACUUGAUGAGAUUCGCCAGCAGCCGCGACACGUUUGCGUGCCAUGAUUGGGCGACCGAGGAGAGCGGCGGUGGGGAUUGGGGGAGCUACAGCGACGGUGAUGACGACGUCGUUUUUCCGAUGUUGGGGAGUGGGGCCGGCUUGGUGUUGGAGCCGAGGAAGGAGAUUAAUUUGUGGAAGAGGAGGACUGUGGCUCAGCUUAAGCCUCUUAAGCUGAAUGUUUGUUGAGAAUAGAAUGUGAUGUAAAAUAAUUUGUUUUGAUUUACCACAGAAAUUAAGUUGCAUUUGUUAUUUUUUGGUGGCAGUAUCAAGAACAUGUAUGAAGGUGUAAACGGAAAUUGUAAAGAUUGGUCGUAUAUGUGAUGAUUUAUUUCAUAAAUGGUUAAUAACCUAUAGAGUU
This is a messenger RNA of Salvia hispanica, 1010 nucleotides long. RefSeq lists its product as uncharacterized. The record is from RefSeq and is a predicted model, not a curated record. NCBI's taxonomy places the organism in Eukaryota, Viridiplantae, Streptophyta, Magnoliopsida, Lamiales, Lamiaceae.